AUGGCUGAGUCGCUAAGUGAAGUGUUCAGCAGUGUAGAAGGUCUAGAGGCUACUGAAGAGGGGAGGAGGAAAUCUAAAUUUAAAAUUUUAAAGAGUUUUUUUGGCAAGAAGGAGAAGAGAGACUCAGAAGAGUUCCAGGAAGAGAGAGUGAAGAGAUCAACUCUGUCGGGUGUCAGUAUAAGCCUGUCUUUUCUGAAGCCAGUUCCAGAAAUUGAAGCAAUGGAUUCCAAACGCAAGAGCAGUGUGGGAACCAAAGCCAUAUCCCAUGAUAGCAUCUUCAGCCUGGAACCUGAACGUGAAAAAUCAAGUACACGAGACCCCUCUUCAGAACAUCUGGGAGGCGGAGCUACACAGAUUCCACCUCUGCACCCACACAAACCCAGAGUCAGACCCACUGAUAUUCAAACUGAGACAACCUCUAAGGCUUUUGAAAAAAUGCAUGUUGGUGAUAAGGCACCAAAGAGCCCCAAGAAGCAGUCUUCUCCAUAUCGUCCAUUGACACCAAUGAAGAGCAUCUCUGAACUAGCAUCAGAGCCUGAUCAAUCAGAGUCCUCUCCAAGCAGCGCCCAGCAGCCUUUGGAUUUCAGUACUCCAGCCAGUACACAGAAGUGCUUGGAUUCUUCAGCUGCUCGACACAAGAUGACUUUAAAUCCUCAUAAACAAAAGAAGAAGGCCACUUACACAACUGUGAAAUCAAAGCAGGAAGAACCACACCUUCCAGGGAUUUCUAAAGAAAAGGCUACAACCAAGUCAAAACAGGCUGACCAAAAGGAGAAGAAAAGAGAUGGCACAGGAACCUCAAACCAGGAGCAGAGCAGCAAAACUGCGAGUCAGGAAAAGAGAACACAUGAUCAGGCUCCAACUACACAUGUUGCCAUAAGCACAGAGUACUCAAUUUUAGAAGGAAAUGGCAGAAGACAUAGAAGGACAAAAGAUGAGUGGGGAUACAUAGAAAGAGGCCUCUCACAGUCCACUCAAAUGCAUGAUAUGGGUCCUAAAGCUAAGUUCACACCUACCGAAAUGAAGGCUUCUGGGGAGCACUCUUCCAUGGAACAUGUAAUGGAAAAGCAAGUCACAGGGCAGCUCACAGCUCCAGAGGCAGAAACCACUGCUUCUCAGAAGGUGUUUUCAGAUAAAAGAGAUAUUGAAAGAAAAAGGGCAGAUUUAGAAACCAAAAGAGGAUCAGCAGCACAACCUAUCCCUCAAGAUGUGGAAGGGUCCAUGGCGAGUGUUCCACCACCACACCAUGGAGAUGAGGCUUCUGGAACCAAGAAGAUAAAAGAUAAAGCUUAUUUCUUGCCAUGGGCAGGAAGUCGUACAACCCAGGAAGAGACCACAGUCUCAAGGGCGGCAGAGGCCCAGCUUCAUAUGCAUCCUUCUAAUAUCUCGUCAGAAGAGGAAGAACCAUCCAGACCUGGUUUGCACAAAUUUCACUCUAGAAAGGAGUUAGCCUUGGAUGCCCCAAGUGUAUACAAAGAAAAGCAUCACAGAAAUGUUUUACAGACCUUUCCAAGAAGUGCUUCCAGAAUGACAAGUACUACAGCACAAGGUAAAGUUUCCAUGAAGAGGUGGCCUCAGAGAACCUUUUCCCAGUCCUUGACACAGUCUAAAGAAAAGGAAGCCUCCUCAGAGUCGAAGAGUACUUCAGAGUACGAGAGUAGUUCUGAGGUACUGCUGGUUCCUGGACAGUCUUCCCAAGCCACGCGGAAGCCUAAAGAUAAAGAAAUCCUCCUUAAAACAAGAAGUUUAGAUACGGUACUGAGCAAUAUAGAGCAGCAGGUGCCUCUUGAAUAUUCUUCCCAGUUCGUAGGAAAACCUAAAACUGAAGAAGCCUCCUCAGAUCCCCGAAGUUCUUCAGAAGAGCACAAAAGUUCUGCAGAAGUGACAUCUGGUCACUCUUCCCAGUCCUUGGAGUUUGAAGAAUGCUCAGACUCAAAACGUUUUAUCAUGGCUUCUGUCCCUGAAGACCAGCUGGCCCCCAAAAGCCAUUUCCAGGCCUUACAGGGGUUUGAAGAAAAAGAAGUCUCCACCAAAUCAAGUAGUUACAUUGAGAAGUACAAAAGUUCUGAGGAUAUGAGCAGCUCAGAGGGAGAUCAGCCUCUUGAGCACCCUAAGCAGCCUAAGCACAGAGGCCAAAACAAAGUGUCCUUGGUUUCCAAGAGCACUUCAAAAAAGUGGAGUGUUUCUGGCAAGAUGAAGCCUUCCGGAUACCCUUCUCCACCCACCGUGAGUCCUACUAUUCAGCAGCAAGCCUCUACUUCAAGGAGCAUUUCUACAGGAGAGAGCCAAGCUGUGGAGCCAGUGCCACCCAGCCACACUGUGAAGUCAUGGAUGAAUCCUAAAUCUGAACGUGAGGACAUCUCAAAUCCAAACAGCACAACCAUGGAAGAAAUUGUUUCUAUGGAGGCACCACCUCCCCAACAUCAUUCUCAGCCUCCAACCAGACCAAUAUUUGAGCAAGAAGUCUCUUCAGGCCCAGAGAUUGCUAUUGUUGAGGAAAGCCUUGAUACCCAGCCUCCCAGAUAUUCUCCCCAACCCUCAGUGAGACCCAAAAUCAAAGAAGUAUCUUUGGGUGCAGAAAGUGCUGCACUUAAGAAAAGUGUUCCUAUGGAGCCCUUGUCUUCUAAGAAACAUCCUCCGUAUCAGAAAUCUGCUUCUGAGAGAGGUAUUUCUCUGGAUCCAAGGCCUCAUGCACAUCUUUUCAAGCCAUGGGUGAAACAUCAAGCAAAUCAACCGCUGCCUUCAUUGCCAGAAAGCAUAGCUGUUGAAGAGGACAGCUCUAUGGAGCCUCUGCUCUCUCAUCUUUCUCAGUCUAUGAUACAACCUAAAGUUUACCAAAGUGUGUCUUCAGAAUAUGAGAGCAUUGCUGCGAAGGUCAUUUCCACAAACCCAUUGCCUUCUUCCCAGGCCUUACCAAAUCCUCAAGGCCAAGAAAUCUCAGAAAGCACCUCUGUUGAAGAUGCUACUCUGAUGGAACCGCUGUCUCCUUCUCAGCCUUUAGUGAAGACCAAAUCCCAGCUGCAGAUGACCAAAGAUUCAAUGAGCACCUCUGCCCAUAAAUUUAAACACGUCUCUGCAGUUACAGAAAGCUCCGAGGCUGAGGAGAACAUUUCUGUGCAGCCAGUUCCUCCCAGAUGCCCUUCACAGCCAAGGCCAACCCCUACAUUUGAGCAAAUCUCUGACUCCCCAGACACUUCAUUACUUCCCAGAAUUCCCCCUAAGCUCUUGAUGGGAUCAGUAAUCAAGCAACCAGUCUCUGAAAAGUCAGUGAGUACUUCUGCACCGCAGAGACGCUCUGUGGAACCAAUGUCUUCCAGAUUCCCUUCACAGUCAAGAGGAAUCCCUAUGUUCAAGGAGGGAGUAUCUGCAGAUCCAGAGAACUAUAUAGCAGAGGACAGCACGUCUGUGAAGCUGAGGCCACGCAGACAUCAUUCUCAGCCCCCAAUGAGUUCAGAAGCCAAAGAAGUUGCCCCAGGUUCAAUGAGAGCUUCUGGAGAAUGGAGUGGUCCUGUGGGGCCAAUGCCUUCAAAAUACCCUUCUCAGCUAUGCCUGGGUCCUGAAUUUGAGCAGAAACACUUUUCAAAUCCAGAGGGUGUUGCCACAGAAGAGGGCAUUUCUAGGGAGGUGCAGCUUUCCAGACAUCCCUCCCAAGCCAUUAUCAAACAUAAAGUCCUUAAAAUAGCCUCAAGUUUUGAGGGUUCUGCUAUUAAGGGAAGCAGUUCUUGGAAGCCGCUUCCCCCCAAAUGUCCCACCCCAUUCUUAAUGAGAUCGAAAGUUCAAGAGCUGACCGCACGUCUAGAGAAUGCCACUGCUCAAAAAGACAGCUCUAAAAAACCACAGCUUACUAAAGCUCCUUCCAAGACAUAUGUGAAGUUUAUGGCAGAGCAAAUCUUUUCAGAGAGCCCUCCCGAGGACACGGCCAUUUAUGCAAAACCUCUGCCUCAAAGUCACCCUCCCAAAGGUUUGAUAAAGCCUAAACGUGAGGAGCAAGAAUUCUUAUCUCACUGGGGUGAUGAUUCCAAAGGAGACAUUCUUUUGAAGAAACUGCCUAUGAAGCAUCCUUUCCAGUCAUCUGGAAGGCCUGAAGAGCCAGAAGAAGCUCUGUCGUAUUCCAAGAGUGUCCCUGUGAAGUGGAGCAGUUCAAAAGGUCAGAUGUCUGCGAGGGAGCUCUCCCAGCCAUUGGAGAUGCUUGAGUACAGGCAGGAAGCCUCACUUUCUGUCAGUUAUCCUGAAGAUUGGAAGAGAGCUGAAGGACAGCUGCCUUCCACACAGCCUUUUCAAGCCUUAAAUGUGUCUGAAUUGCAGCCACCCAUUUUAUCAGCAGCCUCUGUGAAUGUUCCUGUGGAAUGGAGCCCUCCUGAGGAGCAUCUGACUCCCAGUCAGCCUACUCAGGCUUUCAGAAUCUCUGAGUAUCAUAAGCAACAUGUUUUUCCAAGUUCCACCAGUGCUGCUGCUGAAGGAACCACUUCUGAGAAGGGUAGUGGUAGCAGGUACAUGCCAAAAAGCUCAGCUUCUCCAAAGAAAACCAAGGAACGCAUCCAAGCCUUUGAAGAGCUCAUUAAGAGCACCCCAACUUCUACUAUCAAACCUGGCAAAUUCACUGCUGUUCCUACCCAGAAAGCAUCUAUUUCUAGGGACAUUUACUUUAAGGAGGAAGUUCCUAAGAGUCCUAAUGGAGAUAAGAGUCCUCCAAUCCUAAGCACCAGCAAAGCUGAUAUAGAAAAUGUCUUUGGAGUCCGACUGAGACCAGUCCUCCCACGGAAGAGUGAGAAAGGUUAUGAGAAAACAGAAGAUGUAACCCCACCUCCUUCGGUGCCCUUUGGCCCAAUUUUAUCCUUAAUAAACAAAGAACAGAGCAUGAGAAAAAGUUCUUCCCAAGGGUUCCAUGGAACCUUGGAGAAGCCCAGCUCAACAGAUAGCUUUGCCGAAAAGCUGCAGGGCAGACUCAAACCAGAAGGCAGUGUCAAGAAGCAAGGAGUUUACAGGCUUCCAGGAAAGCCCCCUGGAUCAAAGUCAGAUUAUACCACUACAGAACCAUCUUGGAUAUCCAUGGCAAAACAGAAGCAGAGGAGCUAUGGGGAAAGACCUAGGAGCAGAGCUGAAGCCAGGGCUGAGACCAAGGAACCUAGAUGUGAGGUAGCAUAUGAGCUAACCCUGCAAGCACUAGAAAAGGAAAUUGAAGACCUACCAAGAAGAUUUUCUUCCUCUGUCCCUGCACAGGAUAGGCUACAGACAAAGCAGCCUAAAUCUGAAAUAUCAGUUGCAUUUCAAGAUCAGAGGAUGCUUCGCAGCCCAUUUACUGGGGAAAGAGAUACCAAGAGAUCUUUAAAUCUUCCACCCAGAUUCCAACAGCCUGAGGAGCCUGUCUGGUUCUCCAUGGCCCAGAAGAAAGCCAAGGCAUGGAGCCACAUAGCAGAGAUCAUGCAAUAAGUAGCUUUUGGGUGGAGCAUCCUAUUUUCAGUGAUAACUGCAAAUAGCUAUGGUAAUCUCAUGUAAUAAUCUUUACUAGGACCAGUUUUUAUUAAGUAAAAUAAUCUU
Molecule: messenger RNA, 5538 nt
Organism: Nannospalax galili (Upper Galilee mountains blind mole rat)
Lineage: Eukaryota; Metazoa; Chordata; Mammalia; Rodentia; Spalacidae
Product: KIAA1210 ortholog
Exons: 11
Coding region: 1-5430 (1809 amino acids)
Source: RefSeq, a predicted model, not a curated record